This is a messenger RNA of Amoebophrya sp. A25, 2751 nucleotides long. The record is from the annotation of a GenBank genome assembly. NCBI's taxonomy places the organism in Eukaryota, Dinophyceae, Syndiniales, Amoebophryaceae.
AAUGGGCCGAUCAGUCGGAGUCGUCGCCAAAUGGCUCAACCACAAAGGUACUUUUGUCUCUUUGUAGAAAAUCGCAUAUGGGUUCUCGAGUCGAAACUCACUGAAGAUUACUCUCUGCUGUGUGGCAUCCUAAAAAACAUUGGUUUGGUCCAUUUAGGUAUCGGGUUCAUCACCCCAGACGGAAAUCAGGACGGAGAUCCAGAUGUGCUGGUCCACUACCAACAGAUCAAGCAGGAAUCCGAAGACGGUUUCAAAUCGCUGCAGGAGGGAAGCAAGGUAGCUCCACUUAUAUUUCGCAGAACUCCCACUAGAUGGAAGCUCGACUCCGUAUGGCACAACCACCACUGACGAAUUGUUUCCUUCUUCUUUCCACCACGGGAAAUCGCUGUUCGCCCAGUCCAAAACCAUUCUCCUCAACGAAACCGCUUCUUUCCAUCAAACACACACGCACUCUCUCUGAACGGAUUAACAGGUUGAAUUCGAGUUGGCUGAUGACCCGAAAGAUGCCUCCAAGAAAGUCGCUAUCAACGUGACUGGACUGGGAGGUUCCGAUUGCGAGUCCAAGGCAAAGGGGAAGGGCAAAGGCAAGAAGGGAGGAGAGGGUAUUUUUUUUGUAUUGACGAUGAUGUGUGGUAGAUCCAAACUAGUUGUGAUGAGGUUCUGGAAGUCCUCAACAUUUCAGCACUUUCUCAAUAGAAUUUUUUCUAUCACCGAUGUCUCUUGUCACACUACUUGCUGUCGGAAAAUUUGUCCGAUCAUGGAAUCCUGUUCUUAUCACGAACCACACCUUCCACCCAGGUAAGAAGGGAAAGAAAGGCAAGGGCAAGGGUAAGGGAAAGAAGGGCGACGAUGAGGACUCGUAAUCGCUCUACUAUCGGAAAUAGAUGAAGAAAAGAGGAGAAGGAUACAGCCUGACGUGGUGUUGCGCUAGCCGCUGUGUCUUUCGAUUGAGGUUGGGAGGCGACGAAGCUGCUGCGGGAGUACAUGUUGUAACCACCGCGUUCGAAGCAGAAGCAGUAGCACGAACAGUCUGCGGAUAAGUACCAGCAUCUCCAACUUCAUGUUCGAAAAACCACAACAAUUAGCAUGACACCACAGAAGGAAAAGUCUCUCAGAGGUGCAAGGGAUUAUAGAGGAGGAAGAAGAGGAGGAAGUCAACAAUUUAGAACUAGUUUUUAGUACGCCAUGCAAGAAGGUACAUCGACAUCAGAUCAAUUCCAUGUUACCCGCCUAGAAAUACCGCUGCCACUGGUAGAAGAGCUGUGAAGGACGAUUCUGAGCAAUUCUAUCGCGCUGUCCACCAUCCGCUAAUAGGGGAAGGAGUUAAUCCCACUACCCUUUUGCAUCAUAGCUCGACGUCUUCGGCAGCUGGUCGUACCUUUUCAUGGGCUGCUUUUCUGACGCAGUUGCAAUAAACUACUAGCCCUGUAGUAGUACGUCCUACAGUACUAUCUUCACUACCGCAUCUACUACAACGAACAGUACUAUCUUCACAAGCAACUUGUGCUUUGUGCAACGAACUCAUCAAGCAAGUUGGUAGUAGUUCGUCUUGUGGAGACGUACAAAAAAAUUGGGGAUCAGCUUGGGGAUUUUCUUCGCAACUUCUACCAACUUGAACUUUCCAGAAGCCUAGUACACUCGCAGGAACUCGCAGGAGGAGGUGCUUUAGUUCUGCAGCACAGAUCUUCUCCCGCCAGAUGAAAGAUGAUGAUUCACUAGAUUUACUGCUGUUACUGUGUUACAUCGAACGUUACAUUAAAAAGUUAAUUAUGACCUCCCCUAUCUAUCGAGCGUUUAGGUGGAUUGGGUCAUUUCCCCUUUUCAAUCUGAUAUGAAAGGAUGACAGGAUGAAGUUCCAUGAGUUGUGAUGACAGUGGCCCUCUGAUCGUGUUUCAGAAAUACUCUGUUAAGUGAACUUGUGUUGAGUCUUAAUCUAGUACUACUGAAGUACACAAAAUAAUUCACUACCGCAAUUGAAUUCUAGCAUACUGUGGUAUGUUGUUAGCUAGGAGUAUGCGUUCGCUUUUGAUAUUGCUUUCUUCGCUGUGACAUGUUGAAAAAAAUAUUCGUUCACUACUAAUUAUCCUCACAAUUUUUAUCGAAAUAUUCGCUUGUUUGAGUUUCUACUGCCAUUUAGAUCUUCACUGUUGAUUCAGGUCAUGGCUUACCUUGUACACUUACUCCGCUGACUACAAAUCUGAACGAACAUGCUACCUGCUACUCAAAAAGUGUGUGUCAACUGACUGUUUUUAUUGAUGAUGCUGAAUCGUUGUUUACAUGCUCGUGGUAGUCUUAAUAUCAAAUAAAUGGUUGUCUCUCUAUUUGUCAUGCUAGCUGCUACUUAGUAAGUACCCACAUGUGUCGUGGGGAUUAUGGCUUCGUGGUUCUGUAUCAAAUCACCCGUCCGUCGUGGUCGGUGCUGUUGGGGCAUCAGGGGGAACUUCAUACGAACAUUCGCAUUACGUUUUGGAUGUUAGAACUUCCUCCUCGAAGUCCUCGACCCCAACCUGCCACGAUCGGGCGGUAAAAUGAUAUGCGCACCAUGUCUCUACCCGGGUCACCAUGGAACCCGGCAGUUACUUGUAGCUGCUACGUGGUUCGAAUGAAUGAGUAAAUACGCAGGUAAUAAAGUGGGUCGCUACUAAUAAAUCAUAUCGAAUUCGAAAGAUUGAGAUUCGUUUUACAGUCAUUUUUUGUCUGUCAUGUUGAAGUGAAAAAAAUCCAGCAUGAUGUAGCGGGAGUGGUCACGAC